AUGGCCACCGCAGCGCGCGCCGUCGCCGCCGCCGCGCGCCCGGCGCGCCCGGUGCUCCUUUCGCGGCGCCUCCCGUGCCCGUCCGCCCGCCCCGCGCGGCGGCCUCGGGUCGGCCGCGCCGUCCGCUGCAUGGCGCGGCGGCCCGACGCCUCGUACUCGCCGCUGCGGCCGGGGCAGGGCGGGGACCGCGCGCCCACGGAGAUGGCGCCGCUCUUCCCCGGCUGCGACUACGAGCACUGGCUCAUCGUCAUGGACAAGCCCGGCGGCGAGGGCGCCACCAAGCAGCAGAUGAUCGACUGCUACAUCCAGACCCUCGCCAAGGUCGUGGGGAGCGAGGAGGAGGCGAAGAAGAGGAUGUACAACGUGUCCUGUGAGCGCUACUUUGGGUUUGGGUGCGAGAUUGACGAGGAAACCUCCAACAAGCUGGAAGGCCUCCCGGGUGUUCUUUUUGUGCUUCCAGAUUCCUAUGUUGAUGCUGAGAACAAGGACUAUGGUGCCGAGUUAUUUGUGAACGGAGAAAUCGUCCAGCGAUCACCUGAAAGGCAGAGAAGGGUGGAGCCGGUGCCUCAGAGAGCUCAAGAUAGACCGCGUUACAGCGACCGGACUCGCUAUGUGAAGCGGAGGGAGAACCAGGCCUACCAACGGUGACAUGCCCCUGUCGGUCUACGGGGUCUACCGCAAGCACCCCAUUGCUAUCGCUCUUGCCCUAGAUAUAGCAACUGCUCCACGCCCGAAAUGCCCCUCGGCGUCUUUGCUGCAUUGUAGCCUCCAUGCCUGGGCGUUUAUUUUCUUCAUGAACCGUAGGUUAAGAACUGCAUGUACUACUUGUAAGUGACUUUGUUCCGUUGUUUUGGUAACGGUAUCUUGGUUUGCGGCGGAAAGGAAAAAAAAAGUUCAUGUGUUUGGAGCUGUGGGAGACUGUUUCCACUCGUGAUGAACU
This is a messenger RNA of Hordeum vulgare subsp. vulgare (domesticated barley), 940 nucleotides long. Its product is annotated as multiple organellar RNA editing factor 2, chloroplastic-like. Gene Ontology annotation, cellular component: mitochondrion. The coding region runs from base 1 to 648 and encodes 215 amino acids. Gene Ontology annotation, biological process: cytidine to uridine editing; mitochondrial mRNA modification. NCBI's taxonomy places the organism in Eukaryota, Viridiplantae, Streptophyta, Magnoliopsida, Poales, Poaceae. The transcript has 4 exons. The record is from RefSeq and is a predicted model, not a curated record.